AUGUGCGAAGACACUAGUGAAGAUAUUGGCAAAACUACAUGUGAAUAUGAAGGACCUGGAAAUCUGAUUUUCAAAUAUGAAGAUUUUAGUGAACCGAUUGUUGAAUGCAAAGAUAUUAGCAAACCAAUUAUCAAAUACAAAGAUAUUAGCGAACUGAUUAUUGAAUAUGAAAGUACUGGCGAACCAAUUACCAAAUGUAAAAGUACUAGCGAACCGAUUGUCAAAUGUGAAAAUAUUAAAGAACCAAUUUUUGAAUACAAAAGUACAGGCGAAAUACUGUUUGAAUAUGAAUGUACUUUUGAUGCAACUUUCAUGUGUGAAGGUACAGAUAAAGUGAUUUAUAAAGAUAUUGCCGAUACAAGUUUUAAAUCUAAAA
Molecule: messenger RNA, 376 nt
Organism: Racocetra persica
Lineage: Eukaryota; Fungi; Glomeromycota; Glomeromycetes; Diversisporales; Gigasporaceae
Source: the annotation of a GenBank genome assembly